AUGGAUGUUUCUUUAUCUCAACUUGGAGCAUCAAUUUUUGAUAAAAAACGUGAAUUAAACAGAAUUAGAAGUGAAAUGCGUACACUGGUUAAACAAGAAAUAGCCGCAGCUGAUGAAAUUAUUGCAGAAAAUAAAAAAACGUAUUUAGAAAAAGAAGAAUCUGAAUUAUCAAGUAUUGUUGAUAAACUAUACGAUCUUACAGUUGAUGUUUCAGACCGAAAAUUCGUUGAUGGAACUCUAAAAAGAAAUAUUAGAGAAAAUUUACAAGAAGUCAUUUGUUCCGUUGAUCAAAUCACUAAUCAAUAUAUGAAACAGUACUUUGAACAAUAUUCUAAAAAAUUACAGCAUAGAAUAAAUUUAGAUCGUGCUUUUGUUGAUAUUCCUGAAAAUAACACUGAUAUUGAUAUAUAUUUCGGAGCAUUUUCUAAAGUAACUGAUUUAAAUACUAAAAACGAUUAUGUUACUCUCUUGUUAGAGCAAAUUGAACAAGAAACUCAACGAUGUCAAAUUCAAAAUCAAUUAACAAUGGAUGCACUCAAUAAUUUAAUAGACCAAAAGAAAUCAGAAGAAGAUGAAAUGAUAGAACUACAAAAAAAUAUAUCACAGAUGGGUUCAACACCAAAAAAUGAGUAUUCUCCAGCUUCAUAUGCAAAAAUUGCUAAAAAUUACCUAGAUUCUAUAAAUUCACAAAAGAAUGAUGCAUUUUAUAAUUGUGUUAAUUCAAUUUUGCAAGAAAUUAUUUCAGAUGAUUCAUCGGAAGAAAAUAUUGAAAAUUCACUAAAAGAAAUUGAAGGCUUAGUUUCUAAUGAUGCGGAUCAAACUAUUCCUGAUUAUAAAGCUGCCGUAGAAAGAAUUUCUGAAAAAUUCAAAAAAUUCAACAAAAAAUAG
Messenger RNA from Trichomonas vaginalis G3, 888 nucleotides. RefSeq lists its product as uncharacterized. The record is from RefSeq and is a predicted model, not a curated record. The transcript has a single exon. The coding region runs from base 1 to 888 and encodes 295 amino acids. NCBI's taxonomy places the organism in Eukaryota, Parabasalia, Trichomonadida, Trichomonadidae.